This is a messenger RNA of Mauremys reevesii (Reeves's turtle), 2457 nucleotides long. RefSeq names its product interferon regulatory factor 2 binding protein 2 (gene IRF2BP2). The transcript is spliced from 2 exons. Gene Ontology annotation, biological process: regulation of transcription by RNA polymerase II. NCBI's taxonomy places the organism in Eukaryota, Metazoa, Chordata, Testudines, Geoemydidae. Gene Ontology annotation, cellular component: nucleus. Gene Ontology annotation, molecular function: transcription corepressor activity. The record is from RefSeq and is a predicted model, not a curated record. The coding region runs from base 390 to 2081 and encodes 563 amino acids.
GCCCAGCGCGCAGGCGCUUCGAGGCACUGUCGAAGAAUCGAGUCACUGGAGCAGAGCGCACAGGCGGCGGCUGCUGCUGCUGCUGGAGUCCCCGCCCCAGUGCGAGCGCCCGGGCUGCAGUAGUGAGCGAGCGAGCGGGACAGGCGGAGUGAGCCGCGCGCUGGAGUAGGCAGCCGAGUGUGCAGCGACGGGGCUAUGCGCUUUCCCGCGUCCCAGUGACUCCAGCUGAGAGGCUUCCGCGCCCGGGAGCCGCUUGUUUGCAGGGGGGCGGGCAAUCGGCGGAAGAUCCUGCGGCAGCUGCAAAGCCAGAGCCUGCCCGUUUGCUCUCCGGUUGCUGGAGGAGGAGGAGGAGGACGCGCGGGGGGCGCUCGCUGCCCCUGGGCUGGGACAUGUCGUCCGCGGCGGUGGCGGCUGCUUCCCGCAGGCAGUCGUGCUACCUGUGCGACCUGCCCCGCAUGCCCUGGGCCAUGAUCUGGGACUUCACCGAGCCCGUCUGCCGGGGCUGCGUCAACUACGAGGGGGCCGACCGGGUGGAGUUCGUCAUCGACACGGCGCGGCAGCUCAAGCGGGCUCACAGCUUCCAGGAGGGCCGGGCCCCGCCGCCGCCCCACGCCAAGCAGCCGCCGCUCAGCGCUAAGGAGAUCCUGGUGCAGCAGCAACAGCAACAGCUGAACCACACGGCGGUGGCGGGCGACGCGGUGCCCCGGCCCCCGCCGCAGCCCCUGGAGCGCUACCCGCUGGCGGCCGCCGCUUCCUCCGAGCGGCAGCCGCCCCGCCUGGGAGCCGAGUACGGGGGCAGCCGGCAGGUGAACGGGAUCCUGGUGCCCAACGGGUUCCCCAAGCCCGAGGAGCCGCCCGAGCUGAACCGGCAGAGCCCGAACCCCCGGCGGACACACACGGUGCCGCCCACCCUGGUGCCGCUGAUGAACGGAGCCUCCCUGCCCGCGCCCAUCAGCAUCAGCAGCCGGGCCGCCGCCGCCUCGCUGGCCGCCAUCUCCGGGGCGGCCGCCCCCAUGCAGGUCUCCGUCUCGCAGCAGCAGCAGCAGCCGCCGCCCGGGGAGCUGGGGCACAAGCGGCCCGGCUCGGUGUCCUCCAGCAGCAGCAGCAGCGCCGGCGCGGGCGAGCACGAGAGCAAGGAGAAGCAGCCGCGGGGCUCGGCGGAGGAGCUGGGGGUCGAGGGCAAGGGCCGCGGGGGAGCGGAGCAGGAGUGGCUGGGCAAGCCCAAGACGGUGCGGGACACGCUGCUGGCGCUGCACCAGCACGGGAGCCACGCGGUGCCCUUCGAGAGCAAGUUCAAGAAGGAGCCCGGCAUGGCGGGGAGCAGGCUGCUGGGGUACGAGAGCAACGGGGCCGUGGCCAAAGCAGGGGCUCGGGCAGCGAGGAAGAGGAAGCCUUCCCCAGAACCAGAAGGUGAAGCUGGACCCCCUAAGAUCAAUGGAGAGUCACAACCCUGGUUGCCAACCUCAUCAGAGGGGAUGAAAAUGUCCAUGACUGCUACAUCGUUCAUGUCCCCACCACCACCAACUGCCUCGCCUCAUUCCAACCGGACCACACCGCCUGAAGCAGCCCAGAAUGGCCAGUCUCCUAUGGCUGCGCUCAUUUUAGUAGCAGACAAUGCAGGGGGCAACCACUCCUCCAAAGAUGCCAACCAAGUUCACUCCACCACCAGGAGGAAUAGCAACAGCCCGCCCUCUCCGUCCUCUAUGAACCAAAGAAGGCUGGGUCCAAGCAGGGAGGUGCCAAGUCAGGGGACAAACAGUGCUGGGGGACUGGAGCCGGUGCAUCCUGCCAGCCUCCCGGACUCGUCUCUAGCAGCCAGUGUUCCCUUGUGCUGCACCCUGUGCCACGAGCGCCUGGAAGACACCCAUUUUGUUCAGUGCCCCUCAGUCCCUUCCCACAAGUUCUGCUUCCCUUGCUCCAGACAAAGCAUCAAACAGCAAGGAGCUAGUGGCGAGGUGUAUUGUCCCAGUGGGGAGAAAUGCCCUCUGGUGGGCUCCAAUGUCCCUUGGGCUUUCAUGCAGGGGGAGAUUGCAACCAUUCUUGCAGGAGAUGUGAAAGUGAAAAAAGAGAGAGACUCGUGACUUUUUCCAGUUCACAACCCAACAUCACCUGUAACUAAAACUGCUUGACUUGUGUAUAUAUCUAUAAAUAUAUAUAUAUCUCCAAGACAAGGGAAAUGUAGACUUCAUAAAACAUGGCUGUAUAAUUUUGAUUUUUUUGAAUACAUUGUGUUUCUAUAUUUUUUUUGAAGACAAAAGGUAUGUACUUAAAGGCAUUUCCUCUUUUUGUUAUAGCAACUAUUUGUUGUGCUUCCUUGGUGACAGUUACUGUUCAAUGUAGGCUGUGACUUGCGCUGCUUUUUUUAGAGAGCACUUGGCAAACCAGAAAUGCUUCUAGCUGUAUUUGUAUGCACUUGUUUCUUUUUAAAAUGCCAAAUACAUUUUCUGACAUUGUAAA